Messenger RNA from Labeo rohita (rohu), 2002 nucleotides. It is a transcript of the gene cyp7a1, whose product is annotated as cytochrome P450 7A1. Gene Ontology annotation, molecular function: heme binding; cholesterol 7-alpha-monooxygenase activity; iron ion binding. Gene Ontology annotation, biological process: bile acid biosynthetic process; cellular response to glucose stimulus; cholesterol homeostasis. The transcript is spliced from 6 exons. Bases 81 to 1619 code for a protein of 512 amino acids. The record is from RefSeq and is a predicted model, not a curated record. NCBI's taxonomy places the organism in Eukaryota, Metazoa, Chordata, Actinopteri, Cypriniformes, Cyprinidae.
ACUGCUAAAAGCACAAUGAGUGCAUCUUUAAGGAUUACAGCCACGCUCUAGUUCCACCAGUUUUUGUCUCUCCAGCAGUCAUGAUCCUAAGCAUUGCCCUCAUUUGGGCCAUAGUUGUUGGGCUAUGUUGUUGUCUUUGGCUUGUCACAGGAAUACGCAGCAGACAACCUGGGGAACCUCCAGUAGAAAAUGGCUGGAUUCCUUACCUCGGAUGUGCUCUUCAAUUCGGGGCCAAUCCUUUAGAGUUCCUUCGGAGUAGACAGAGAAAAUACGGUCAUAUUUUUACAUGCAAGAUCGCUGGGCAGUAUGUCCAUUUCCUUUGUGAUCCAUUCUCCUACCACGCCGUCAUCCGCCAGGGAAGGCAUCUGGACUGGAAGAAAUUUCACUUUGAUGCCUCUGCGAAGGCAUUUGGUCACGAGAGCUUGGAUCCCAGUCAGGGUUACACCACCGAGAACAUCCAUCAUACCUUCCUAAAGACCCUGCAAGGGGAGGCAUUGUCUCCUCUCAUUAAGACCAUGAUGGAAAACCUACAGAGCACCAUGCUGCAGCCAGGUGUGCUCAAAGCCAAACCCUCUGAGUGGCAGAGUGAUGGUAUUUUUGCCUACUGCUACAAGAUCAUGUUUGAAGCAGGCUACCUGACCCUCUUUGGACAGGAAUUGGAUGGAGACCAGAGCAUUGCACGGCAACAGGCCCAAAAAGCUCUGGUGCUCAAUGCAUUGGAGAACUUUAAAGAGUUUGAUAAGAUCUUUCCUGCUCUGAUCGCCGGUCUCCCCAUUCACGUUUUCAAGAGUGCCUACAGCGCUCGCGAAAACCUCGCCAAGACGAUGCUCCACGAGAACCUCAGCAAGCGCGCCAAUGUGUCUGACCUCAUAUGCUUGCGCAUGCUCUUGAACGACACAUUGUCUAAUUUCAAUGAGCUGAGCAAAGCCAGGACUCAUGUGGCCAUGCUGUGGGCUUCACAAGCCAACACCUUGCCUGCAACCUUCUGGACCUUGUUCUACAUGAUCAGGUCGCCUGCAGCCAUGAAAGCUGCUAGCGAGGAAGUGAGGCGAACAUUUGAAAAUUCUUAUCAGCAAGUCGAUCCCAUGAAUUCUCGACUUGUACUAACAAGGGAACAGUUGGACAACAUGCCAAUUCUAGACAGUAUCAUUAAAGAGGCGAUGAGGCUGUCCAGUGCAUCCCUGAAUGUGAGAAUAGCCAAGAGCAAUUUCCUUCUUCACCUGGACAACAACGAGUCUUACCACAUCCGGAAAGAUGAUGUAAUAGCUCUGUACCCCCCGAUGAUUCACUUCGAUCCUGAGAUCUAUGAAGAUCCUCUGACAUAUAAGUAUGAUAGAUACCUCGACGAGAAUGGACAAGAGAAGACCAGCUUUUACCGAAACGGACGCAAACUUCGUUACUACUACAUGCCUUUCGGCUCUGGGGUGACCAAGUGUCCUGGCCGCUUCUUUGCCGUGCAUGAGAUCAAGCAGUUCCUGUCUCUGUUGCUAGCGUACUUUGAAAUGGAACUUUUAGACCCUGAUGUGAAAGAACCGCCGCUGGACCAGUCUCGAGCCGGACUGGGUGUUUUGCAGCCCACCUAUGAUGUUGACUUUCGAUACAGACUCAAAUCUCACUAGGAAUCUCACACUUAUUUAUUGACUGUUGACUUAAACUGUAAAUAAUGUAUAUUUUGCAUCAUGACAAAUGUGAAUAGGUUUCAAUUGUGUUUUCUUUCUACUCAGGUUGAUUUGAGACAGGUCUCCUUUUAAAAAAAUUCAGUAACAUUUACUGCACUUAUGCUAUGUUUAUACAUAGUAUUCUUCUUGGUUCUUAAAAUAUCUGGCAGUAUUCUUGUACUUUCUUAGAAAAUAAUAAUCACUGGUGGUUCACCGUUUUUGUAAAAUGAUAUGUACUUUAUAAUUGUAAGUGAAUUUUACUCUGAAUGUACAGUGUAAAUUUUUAAACAAAAGGUGCUUAAAGGUGCUGUAAGCAAUUUUAUAUGGAAUUAAAUGCAGAAAAC